This is a messenger RNA of Anolis sagrei ordinatus, 3595 nucleotides long. RefSeq names its product zinc finger AN1-type containing 3 (gene ZFAND3). Gene Ontology annotation, molecular function: DNA binding; zinc ion binding. The record is from RefSeq and is a predicted model, not a curated record. NCBI's taxonomy places the organism in Eukaryota, Metazoa, Chordata, Lepidosauria, Squamata, Anolidae.
CUCACCCUCGGACCCCAUUUCUUCAGACCGUACCAUUGCGACAGAGCGGCGGAGGGGACGCUUGAGCCUUCCCCCCCCAAACGCUAUUGGAACCCCUUAGGGCUUUGGAACGCUUUCCUUCUCCUUCAAAAAAAGCCAAGGCGGUUUGAUUUUGGUGCUGGUGAGGGAGAAGCUUCCUUUGGCGGUGCUCACCUCUUUUGGGCCGUUGGUGCAGUCCUAGCCGGGUCUCUUCCAGCGGCCGGGCCAGACCACCCUCCCUGCUGGAGGGGGAGGAGCCGAGGGCAUUGUUGGGUCAGGGGCCACGCGCGGCCCGCGGGGGUGGCGCCUCAGGGCCCCGUCACAACCCGCCCCCGGCAGCAGCCGCGGCCUAGCUCAGUGUCACCUCAGGCACCACAGGGCGCGGCCGCCUCUCGCUUCCGUUGCCGCUCGCGAACCCACCCACCGACCUACCCUGCCUCGGCUGCAGUGGUAGCGCCCGACUCCAGCUGACCGGCCUGGAAUCCCGGCUUCGAGCCCCGGCCUGGAACCGGUGACGACGACGACGCCUCCGCCGUUGCCGCCGCCGCCAUGGGAGACACCGGCAGCGAGCGCAGCAAGGCCCCCAGCCUGCCUCCCCGCUGCCCUUGCGGGUUCUGGGGGUCCAGCAAGACUAUGAAUCUCUGUUCCAAAUGCUUUGCUGAAAAAAGAAAUCCACACAAUGAAAAAGAAUUUCAAAAGAAGCAACCAGAUGAUGAGUCCACUCCCACCACAAGCAACAGCCAAUCGGAUUUGUUCUCUGGAGAAACAAAUUGUGACAACAGUAAUACCUCCCCAUCUUCACAGACUGUUAACUCCAACCAGCAACUUCCGACAGAAUUGAAUGUAACUUCACCCAGCAAAGAGGAAUGUGGGCCAUGCACAGAUACAGCUCAUGUCUCUUUAACAACAGCAACCAAAAGAUCCUGCGAGUCAGAUUCACAAUUGGAGAAUGAGGCUUCCCCUGAGAAGCGACCACGGUUACUGGAGGAAUGCAAUGACAGGCCUGAAGAAAUGAACCGUUCCAAACAGAAGAGCAGACGCAGAUGUUUCCAGUGCCAAACGAAACUGGAGCUGGUACAGCAAGAGUUGGGAUCAUGUCGCUGUGGUUAUGUGUUCUGUAUGUUACAUCGCCUUCCUGAACAGCAUGAUUGCACAUUUGACCACAUGGGACGUGGGCGUGAAGAAGCCAUUAUGAAAAUGGUGAAACUGGACCGUAAAGUGGGGAGAUCGUGCCAGCGCAUUGGCGAGGGCUGCUCCUGAGUUGCAAGACUCUCUACAACCAAAUGCUGUUCUCUUAGUUCACUAAUGUUAGCCUUAUUUAGGACAAAGUCAGCCAGACACCUUGUACUGGGCAAGUUUCAGACUACAGCCAAUCAAUUUCCUUUCUUUAGCCAACCAUCCUGGUACUGUAGUGUAGGGGUUAAUGGUGAUUGACAUUGAUUUCUGGCUGGUUGUUAAGGUGCCUGCUAGCCACUGUAUUAAAAAAAUGAAGAAAUAUUUUUGAGCAUGGGUAGUGGAUUUUGACAGAAAUCUAAAGGCUUCUAUUAUUGCAGGAAUCAAGCUCUUUAAAAAUGAAAAGAAAAGAAAAAGCCUUAUGCUGGUAAACUUCCAGCUGAGUAGAAACUGAUGUAAAAGACUGCUGUACACACACCUCUGUAGAAGAAAGCCCCCUAAAAGCCUGGUUUUCCUUUCCUCGCAUCUAGUAACGUGGAAGGGGUGAAACUCCACUUAGUGUAGCUGCUGAACCCAGAAGACCUAAAUGGUCACUUUUACCAUCUUCAUAUACGUCUUCUGAGGUUAAGUAGCAUCACCAGCAUCAGGGACUCUCUUGAAGUGGGAACAUCUUUUAUGGAAAACCACAAAGAUUGGGGACAGGUUCUUAUGUCAACUUUUAUAUCAAUCAUACUACAGGGAAACUAUUUCUUCACUUGGGUGGAGGAAGACGAUGUUGCUCUAAAAUUAGCUCCUUUCUGGAACAAGCAAACAGUGUGCAUUUUCUACACAGUAUCUACAACAUUUCUUAAGUGAUGUGAUCGGAUUCCAUGCGCCAACCAUUGUGGCUGUUUCUCAUCAGCCAAAACCGAUUGGCUCUUGUUUGCCUUUUGCUAAGUCCAGGUAUCUGAUAAUUGAUCAAAUAAGGCUAAUCCACAGCACAGUAGCCAUGGCUGGAUCCUACAGAUUGACUUUCUGUAGCUGUAGAGGGGUAAAGGACAUUUUGUAACAAACGGAAUUCAGUAACAGUAUGAGGGACAACCAGGAAAAUCACCCGUUAUUGAACUGAGUUUUUAUGCCUCACUUCCAGUAUGUUACAGAGAUAAUCAAAUUGGCUGUUCCCAGCCUUGUGACUAUGCAGCUCAGUACUCUCAGUCAAGGUCUCUGCCCAUCAUCUGUUGUGAAUGCAUUGCAUACAAUUGGGACUCACCAGAUCUGUUCUUUAGAACUGCAGCUCUGUAUGUGGCCUGUCAGUCUCAUUGAGUUGAACUGUGCAGACUUGCCUUGUGCAACGACAGGAAAAUGGCAGUCUCCAGCUACAGACAAAGUUUCUAUGAGAGCAAGAAUCUGUGCUGAAGUGGCCUAGUGUGGAAUCUUUACUCCCAAAAUCAGUUAGUUCUUCAUUAGCAAGUGAUAAUUAGGUAUAUAGUUGGGAGUGGGGAGGGAGGGCUGCUGGAGAGCUUGUUUUGUCUGAUACUUAAGUUGUAUUAACCCAUUCAAUGAGCGAAUUACCCUCCUGGCACUCUAAAAAAAUGUGGGGUUGAGCAGUAAGUCACUGACUUCCAUUUGUUGUGAAAGGAAAUUACUGGUUUAUAGGUUGAAAUGUGUUUUUUUUCUGAUAGCCAGCUAUGGCCUGUGAAGGAGAGUCAGCCUUUGCCUGUAUCACAGCAAUGCAAAUUAGCAAUGAAAUAAAUCUGCAAUAUAUCACGAUGCUAAACUUCAAAAUGGAGAAGCCAUUCUGUGUUGUACUCAAGGCUUUGAAAUCGGCAAUGGAAUUUCCAGCUGCAUAUUCUGUUUCCUAAGGAAGUACUCCCCUUUCAUCAGUAUAAGGGGGAAAUCAGACAAUUUUCUUUUUUGUUUGCCAUGAAGAGUUUUAAAAACCAUGGACUUCAGCUGCUGCCGCGCUAUGCACUUUCUUCCCUUCUAAAAUUUUAGCAUAGCAUUUGAUGGACAUUCUGACUGAUACACAAGACUUUUGCAGAUUAAUUACGAAGAUGCUGUUUUUCCCUUGUUAAUCCUUUCUUUAUCCCUGUUGCAAGUGCACAGUUGGUUUCAAGGUGGCUCUUGAGCGAACACUACUCAAAGUUCAUGUGGAUUAUGGACAAUGUUCACUUUAAAAAAAAUAUGGGGGUUGUUCCUUUACAGUAUCUGUUCUGUGAAGUUUGUUAAACGUAAAGAAAGCUUAAGUUCUUGUAUCUUUAAAGAAAAUCUUAUUUAACCCUUUUUUGUGUUCUAGAUUUACUUACACAUGUAGCCUAGAACUCAGUUUUAGUUUAACAUUGUGGAAAUAUUAAAAGGAUUGUAAUUCUUUUUCCUCCUGCUUAAAAGAAACAAAACCAUUAAACAGAUCAGAUUAAAGUUUGAA